Molecule: messenger RNA, 5682 nt
Organism: Mya arenaria
Lineage: Eukaryota; Metazoa; Mollusca; Bivalvia; Myida; Myidae
Product: complement C3-like
Exons: 41
Coding region: 67-5112 (1681 amino acids)
Cellular component (GO): extracellular region
Molecular function (GO): endopeptidase inhibitor activity
Source: RefSeq, a predicted model, not a curated record
CGGGAACAGAAAGCAGUUUAUCUAGCGAUUUUACCCCAUUUAAAAUUUAACACGCCAUGAGUGAAGAUGGUUGUUAUUCAACUAAGUUUUAUUCUGUGUGGAUUCCUGAUUCCAACUGGCUUUGCAAAGGAGUACUGGUAUGUGGUGGCACCCAAUGUGUUCCGUCUCAAUCACGAGGAAACGCUCGUGACGGGAGUCCUUGGAAACGGGAGAGGAUAUUUUCAGAUAAAGUUGUUUUUGGAUGACGUUCAAAUUGCUCAGAAGCAAGCGAUAGUUAUGAGCCAAGAAAACAGCAAUGUGGUAACAAUGAAGGUGACGGCAGAAAAUGUUAUGGGGUAUCUAGAAGCCGGGACCAAGAAGGAGCAGAAACCGACCCACGUUACUAUGGUGGCGUAUUUCCCGGAUGGCAGCCAGUCUACAAGAGAGAUUCCUAUUGGUUACACGUCUGGGUACUUGAUCGUUCAGACGGACAAACCACUGUAUACACCCAUGGAAGCUGUGAGUGUUCGUGUUCUUGCGAUGGAUGAAUCUUUGAAGCCAAUACGAGAUCAAAAUGUCUCCUUAGAUUUUCGAACACCAUCGUCUGAUAUCGCCGGCGAUGCAGGGGUAAAGACCGUGGACCGUAGAACCUUUAAAGGCAGCAUGAACGGCUUUUUCCGACACAGGUUCAUGAUUCCCCCGUACCCACAAAUCGGGGAAUGGACCAUAAAAGCAUAUUUGGCAGGACAGUACGAUACCGAAACAAUUGUUCCAUUCGAGGUCAAAGAAUUCGUUUUGCCGACGUUUGGAGUGAACAUAACGAGUGCGGACGAAUACAUCUUGGAGAACACAGAAGAGAUUAAAGUUAGAGUUGAGGCUACGUAUGUGUACGGAGAGAAGGUACAGGGAUCUGCGGGACUGCAGUUCAGCAUUGUGGAAGAUAACGGAGCCAAAAAUGAAGUCUUCACUGAAACUCGAAAUGAUCUUAUCAAUGGCUUGACAGAGUUUACUAUUAACGUCCGUGACUUACAAAAUGCACGUCGAAGGGGUUUUCCCGAAAAUGCACAUUUGCUUCUCGAGUCUGACGUCAUUGAGGAUGCUACUGGGAAAGAAGAGAAAUCAUCAGAGGAUUUCCUUGUAUUCACAAAGAGUCCCUUCCGCUUUGAUCUUUCAAGGUCAAAGAACACGUAUAGACCUGGCAUAAGUUAUUAUUUAAAGGGUGACAUGAUCUACGUAAAUGGACGAAAAGCAGACAAUCAGAGAAUAAAGAUUCGUUUGUUCGAGGGAAACGAAGAAAGAAGAAUGGUUAGAGAUGAGUACAUCACGAAUGACAUAGGACAGUUUUUGGUACAUGUUUCAACAGCAACUCAGCAACAACAAUUGCUCUUUCAGGUACAUUCCAUAGAUUACCCUGGAGAGACCGUCGAUUUUCACGUCAAACCUUACAUCGGCAACAAUCAAAUGGUUGUUGACAUAGUGGAUAGGGACAAUGCACCGUUUAUUAGAGCUUACACAAACAUGUAUCCGUUCAGUCAAUUUACUGGAAUUAUGAUGAUGAUUGUUUCACGUGGAGAAAUUGUGUACACUUCAUUUAGUCAACCGACAAAUGAAAUCAACAUUCGAAUGGAAAACCACAUCCUUAAGAAGGUUUCUCCUGGGGCCCGAUUGCUCGCGUUUUAUGUUGACAAACAUGGAGAUGGAAUAGUGGCUGACUCGACAAAGUUUGCGGUAGACCCCAUGUGCAAGGGUGAACCGCUUAGGUUGACCACCAGGAAGACAAUGGAAUACCCCGGCGCAAUAGGUACACUAAUGGUGACCGGACCUAGUGAUAUGUGGGUCGGGUUGAACAUCAUUGACAAAGCCUUGUUAUUGCGUAACAGAGACAACGUCAUCAAACACGAUACGAUAUUCCAAGCCUUGGACUCCCAUGACCUUGGCUGUGGAGACGGCAGUGGCCAGAAUAGCGAAGCAAUUUUCAAGAAUACAGGAUUAACGAUAUUGACAAAUGCAAAUGUAGACCAAGCAGCCCUGACACGAACUAGUGAACACUGUGACAAAGUGAAAAUGAGACGUCGAAGGAGCGUUUCUUCACUAAACCACGGCCUGGAGAGAAGAUCCAUCCUAACUGAUGAUGACCAGUAUAAAACAGAUGAAAACACCUUUUUAGAGCUGCUAGGGGUCACUCCAAGGGAGCGAUCAAAUGUCGAGACCUCGUAUUUCUUUGAAGAACACCAACUGAAUGAUGGAUAUUUGGAAAAAAGAAUAAGAAACAGAGAUUCAAUAACAGAGUGGAGUGUUCAAGCCAUCGGUAUAUCGGCAACUGAAGGGGCCUGCAUUGCUGAAUCAGUCGACGUAAAGACCUACCAGCCUUUCUUUAUCCACCUGGAUCUGCCUUACAAAGCUACUCGAUUUGAACGUUUAAACAUUAAAGCGACCGUAUUCAACUAUUACGACCAGACGCAAACUGUCAGUGUGUAUCUCAAAGGAGUUCAUGGACUUUGCUAUGGCACUUCUCCCGGGAAAAACUCACCGAGAACACUUUUUGAACUGAAGCCCAACAGCGCCCACAUCGUGUCAUUCUCGGCCAUGCCGUUGGUAGCUGGGGACAUUACUGUAACGGUUUCAGCAUUUGUAACCUCCGACUCAUCAGCGAAGGCCGAUGUCAUCGAAAAGAAGCUUCAUGUUGUUAAUGAGGGCAUCAUGGAAACGACACAAAUCCACGUUUGUUUGGACCCUAACAACCAAAUGGAGGCUUGUAGGAACUCGCCACAAGUGACUGCAUACGAUCCACUGCACGGGGAUAUAUCGGUUCGCAUUUACGUAAUCGAUCUUGCUUUACCAGGAAGAGCUUUGACUGGAACAGGCUCGGCUUCAGCCUAUAUUGAAACUGAGGGACAUUAUAAGCAACUUCAGUUACUUCACGAUGUGGCUAAACUGUUCAAUGAACCUUCCGGUAGUGGAGAGCAAACAAUGAUGCGGACAGCACCAAUCGUUUACGGGAUGAAUUACUUAAGAAAGACAGGACUAGAAACCGCUGAAAAUGAAGUUCAGGGAACAAGAUGGAUAAGACAAGGUAUUUUGAGAGAAAGUUCAGUAUACCAGAAGGGCGACGGAUCUUAUGCAGCAUGGAGGAGCCACCCUACCAGUUUGUGGUUGACGGCAUUUGUUGCUAAGGUUUUCUGUCAAGUCGAAAAGAUGGUAGACGGAGUUGUGGAUAAGGGAAGCUUAAGCAGGACUCUGCAAUAUAUCGUUGGAAACCAGAAAGGAUCAGGAUACUUUGUUGAUGACAACCCAGUAAGAAAUACUGGAAUGCAGGGUGUCUUUGGUCGAGGCCAACAAAAAGAAGAUCCUUCAUUGACAUCAUUUGUGUUGAUUGCAUUACAAGAGUGCCCUCAAAGUAACGAGGAAGUUGAUCAGGCGGUUUCCAAUGCCAUUGACUACCUGGAGGCUUUGCCACUAGGGAACCUGCAGAAUAAUAAGUACAUGCUUGCCAUCACAACGUAUGCCCUUGCUCUUAGUAACAGUAAACAAAAAGGAAAAUUGAAGGACCUUUUGCUGACAGCUGCAACCGAAACUGACGAUAUGAUGUUUUGGUCCGACCAUAGCGGUAACGAAGCUACGGGCGCUGAUGUUGAAACUACUGCGUAUGCUUUGUUAGCUUUUCUCAAGUUUAAUGAUAUUCGAACAAGUGGGAAAAUUGGUACAUGGUUAACGGGUCAAUGGAAAUCAAUUGGUGUUUGGGACACAACACAGGACACCGUUGUUGCCCUUCAAGCACUUGCUGAGUACAGCGUGCGAACCUACAAUCGAGAAGUGAACUUGGAAAUUGAAAUACAGAAUGGACGAGCAAUAAGAAGGGUUUCUGUAACAAACGAGAAUGCUUUUCUUCAAAGAGUCAUCCCUGAGCUUCUUACUAAGGGUGAAAGCAACAAUUUCAAGGUCACCGUUAGUGGCACUGGGACGGCUAUAAUGAACAUCGAGCUUCGCUGGAACAGGAAAGCGCUGCCAAAUGAGAAAUGUUAUUUUGACAUAUCACCGAUAAAGAUCGACAUAGUGAAUCCGGCAUUUUCUGGGUAUUCUCAAGAAAGGUUCGAAAUUCAAGAUCUGCCAUGCGAUGUGUGUGGACGAUGCCCUGGUGACUACAUAGACAAUAUAGACGAUGGGAUCGAAUAUUAUGACAUCGAUGAUGUUAUACAUAAUCGGCGUAAGAAACGAGAGGCAGUUGGCGAAACACCUCAAAAAUGUGUUACCUUUGAUGUCAAGACCGUCGAUGGUGAUAAAUCGCGUAUGGCCAUCGUGAAAGUUAAUCUAGAAACUGAUGUGAAAGCAAUAGAAGACGACUUUAAAGAGCUGAUAACAAUUGGUGUCAUCGAUAGAUAUGAGAUGCCGCAAGACGGAAAGAGUUUCGUUAUUUUCUAUAUAAAUGAGAUCAGUCAGGUCCCAAGGAAGUUCAUAUUUAGACUGGAAGAUCAUUUUCAAGGUAGCACCGCAUUCCGACAGCCUGCGACAGUUGUUGUUUACGACUACUACAAACCAGAAAAGACAUGCAUAGUCUCCUAUGGCAUUGGCGAUACUGAUGGACAUGAGAUUGCCUUCAGGUGUGACGAAAAUAAUGACCUUUGCGAAUGUCUGCAAAGCCAGUGUUCAUCUCCUGUUGAUGAGGAACUGUUCGAUUACACUGUCAAGUUUAGCAAACUUCCUAGGGAUAAAAAGGCACAAACGACGAAACCAACUGCCAUGAUCGCAAAUUAUGCAUGCAACUUGGAUAAAGCAAAUUUUGUAUACAAAGUCACGAUUGAAAAAACAUAUCUUGAUGAAGCUAUUGCGAUGAGAUGUGCCUCGGCAGUGAUAGACAGUGUCAUCCUCGCAGGAAAUGUGCCUCAAGAUCCUGGUGACAAAAUUGCACUCGAGUGGAAAUGGAUGUGCAGGCACCCAUACCUGAAAUGGGGGAAAACCUAUUAUAUCGUCGGAAAAGAUCCUAUAAUCUUCAAAGGUUACGGAAACGUUACAAAGCCUCGUUAUGAACUAAUGGGCACGACGUUAGUAAUUGAUCCCAGCUACAAUCCGAUGCUGAGAACAGUGAUGGACAGAUUUGAAAAACAAAUGAAGAAAAACAACGGCUGUUUCCAUUAGUGAAUAUAACCGUGUUGGUUUUCUGUAACAUUUCAAACACCUUUUUUUUUCUUUUAACUUGUAACAAUUGCAAUGUACUUUUAGCUAUGUGAUUUUAUAAUACGUCAUUUGAAGAAGCAUGGAAACGUUUAUGGUUUAAAUGUGACAUUGCGAAACGUGAUUUACACUCUUUUGUCAUGAUUUCUCAAAUAAUGGUGUCUGUGACAUCGAAAAACAGUAUAUUUAUUGAAGCAACAGUAUUGGACUUUGCAUUAAGACACUGCCUCAAUCCUUUUGUGACAUUUUACUAAAAAGCAGUUACUUUUCGUGUGGUUAAAUGCCAUUCAGAAGGCCUUUGCCGGUUUUUGACAUUUGAAUGAACUCGACAGACUUGUUAGGCAUUAGGUUUUAAAUAGUAAGCUGCAUUCAUUUACAUCAUAAUACAUGAAAUAUAAUGUCUCGUACAGGCUUGGACCUAACUUCUGGAUCUCUACUAUAUAAAGAAAAUAUGUGUAUAGUCGUAUGUAUUUCCUAUUUUGCUAAAUAUUUAAAGGCGCUUAUCCAAAUACGUAUAAAUAAAUAUAUUCAAUG